This is a messenger RNA of Prorocentrum cordatum, 555 nucleotides long. Lineage: Eukaryota; Dinophyceae; Prorocentrales; Prorocentraceae. The record is from the annotation of a GenBank genome assembly.
AUGCAGCAGCGGGAGCUCGCGGAGAAGAUGCUGCGGAACACGGGCCGGGAAAAAAAAGACCUUCAGGAGCAGCUCGUGGAGACCAUCAGCGGCUUCACCGACGUCAUAGACGGGCUCCAGGAGCAGUGCGCCGAGGGGGUCCGCACCACGUCUUCUUCGCUGGGCCCCCCCGACGAGGAGGGCGCGAGGGAGCAGCUGCGGGAGCUGGCGGCGCAGAACCGCAGGGCCCAGGCGGAGCUCCAGAGCAUGCAGCAGCGCGAGAAGCUGCAGCGCGAGAGGGCGGAGAACGCCGCCGCCCGCCAGCCCGGGGUGCACGAGCAGCUGCGGCAGCUGCGCGAGGAGCGCGACGCGCUGCGGGCGCAGCUGGCGGGCGCGGGCGCGCCCUCGGCGCCGCAGUCGGCCCGGGAGCAGUCCGAGCAGGCGCUCGCGCAGGAGCUGAAGCGCUUCCGGCAGGACGUGGAGGGGCUCCACCACCAGAAGGAGAGCACCUCCUCCGGCAGCUGCAGGACCGGGACCGCGAGCGGCAGGAGCUUCAGGACAGCUUCAUAUACGUGA